Molecule: messenger RNA, 724 nt
Organism: Rhizophagus irregularis DAOM 181602=DAOM 197198
Lineage: Eukaryota; Fungi; Glomeromycota; Glomeromycetes; Glomerales; Glomeraceae
Source: RefSeq, a predicted model, not a curated record
AUGCAAACCAUAAUAACUUCAUUCACCAUCAUGGCAUAGAAAUUGAACCAAGUACAUUAUUUAAUUCCAAUGUCCAUCCACAUCCUAAUACCAAAUGUUCAUUCCAAUUAAAUUUAUAGUAAAUCGCAUUGGUACCAUUCCAGUAAAUAAAAUAUGGUGCACGAUUUGGUCUGACAUUUGGAGGAUUUUAAGGAGUUGAAGGAACUGAUGCAACUCCAGGAUUAGGAUUCUGAAGAAAAGGACCUUGACAAUCGGGCAAUGCAAUUCAAACAAAUUCUAUAGCAGGAAAAUUCUGCUGAAUCACAAAAAGUUUAUCAAAUGCAAGUUGAAGAUAAGGAUCAAGGUUAUAAAAUACCUCAAUAUACACAUUUGGUGGUGGACAUUGAUUAGCGAUUGGGUUAUGCAAUUGCUGGUAAGUUGGUCUUUGAAACCAGACACCAACAUCUGGUUUACACUCAUUUCCUGCUAUCACACAACAUGUAUUAAGUGCUACAAACCAAUUUGGAUUAUGUACCCUGCCUGAAAUCAGAAAAUUGGCUUGAAUAUCUUCUUUAUGGCCCCCGUCAAUUUUGAUGUACAAGUCGUUAUUAAUUAUUUCAGGGUCAUAUUUAUCACGUAUCGCCUGGCGUACAUGUACAUCACAUUCAACUAGCUCAGGGAGGGUAAUCUUGACAAGAGUUUUAUUUAGAUUUUGCGCUAAUAUUUCAUCAAUUUUCGUGCAGAU